AUGCAGAAGGAAGAAAGUAGCACAGAGGAGGCCCUCGAUAAGGUAAGGAGCGGCUUUUUAAGAAAAGCGAUCAAUAAAGUCAGCAAAGGUGUAUCACUGCGACGUGCUUCUCCCGGAACCUCUUCAGAGCUCGAGGAAGGAAAUGUGAGACCCACUUCGAUGGUUUCCGAGGCUCAAUCUGCUGGAGACUUUCAGAUGAAUCGAUUAUCCAAUAUGAGCGAUGAGAUGUCAGAAGUAGAUGACGCAUCUCUACUAUUUUCCCAGCCUCCACAACCGCAGUCGAAUUUGAUGACAAUCGUAGUGGGAGUAUUCGUUGCAGUAGGUGGAUUUCUUUUUGGCUAUGAUACAGGAUUGAUUAAUAGCAUUAUUGAUAUGAACUAUGUGAGAACGAACUUGGCACCAGAUCAUGAAGGAUUUUCAGCCAGGGAGAUGGCUAUCAUUGUAUCUUUCUUGUCUCUGGGGACCUUUAUCGGAGCCUUGUCUGCUCCUUUGCUAUCUGAUUCCUAUGGGCGGAAGGCAACAAUAAUAUUUAGCACAGUGGUUGUGUUUCUCAUUGGGAAUUCACUGCAGGUGGCAGCACAUAGUGUGAAGCUACUGAUCGCUGGGAGAGUCAUUUCAGGAUUGGGAAUUGGUCUGAUUUCAGCGGUUGUCCCACUGUAUCAGGGUGAAGCUGCCAAUAAAUUCCUCAGAGGAGCUAUAAUCUCUACGUAUCAGUGGGCUAUCACAUGGGGGCUCCUAGUUUCGAGUGCGGUUUCGCAAGGUACACAUUCAAGAAAUGAUGCUUCCUCUUAUAGGAUUCCCAUAGGUUUACAGUACGUUUGGGCACUGGUGCUUGCUGUCGGAAUGCUCUUCCUCCCAGAAAGCCCCAGGUUUUACGUUUUGAAAGAUGAACUGGACAAAGCUGCAAAGUCACUAUCGUUUUUAAGAAGUGUACCGAUAACAGAUGCAGGGCUCUUGGAAGAAUUGGUAGAAAUUAAGGCUACCUACGAUUACGAAGCAUCUUUUGGAUCUUCAUCCGUACUGGAUUGCUUCAGAUCGAGCCGAAGUAGGCCGAAGCAGACUCUGAGAAUGCUUUCUGGUAUUGCAAUUCAAGCGUGUCAACAAUUUUCAGGUAUCAAUUUCAUCUUUUACUAUGGUGUCAAUUUUUUCAAUAAGACUGGGAUAACAAACAGUUACCUAGUUUCAUUCAUCACAUAUGCAGUCAAUGUGGCAUUUAACAUUCCCGGCUUAUUCCUUGUCGAUCGUGUCGGUAGACGUAAAAUCCUGUUAUUUGGUGGUGUAUUCAUGACCGCGUCGAACUUUAUCAUAGCCAUUGUUGGUUGUUCAACUAAUUCGGUUGUUGCCAAUAAAGUCAUGAUAGCUUUCAUCUGCGUAUUCAUAGCCUCUUUCUCGGCCACUUGGGGUGGAGGCGUGUGGGUCAUAUCUGCAGAGUUAUAUCCACUAGGUGUUAGGUCCAAGUGCACAGCCAUCUGUGCUGCAUCAAACUGGCUCGUGAACUUUAUCUGUGCGUUUAUAACCCCAUAUAUCGUGGAUACAGGAUCUCACACGUCCUCGAUGGGUCCAAAGAUUUUCUUUAUUUGGGGCAGUUUGAAUGCACUAGGUGUAGUUGUGGUUUAUUUUACCAUCUAUGAGACUAGAGGCUUAACUCUAGAAGAGAUCGACGAACUUUACAGCAAAUCGCCGAACAGCAUACAAUCAGCUAAAUGGAAUAAAAGAAUUAGGGAGAGAUCUAUGAACGAACUGCUCGAUGAAGCACAAAAAAUGGAAAGCCAACCAAGCGAGACUACACAAAAUGCUGCCACCAUCCAUCGGAGUCUAGAGAGCAAGGGGAUCAACAGUCUGCCAAUCCCUGGACUACCGAAUGACAUAGGCCCCGAGGCAACAAUGAAUUUUAACGAAAGACUUUACAACAACUCUUCUGAGACGGAGUAUGACGAAAUACCAAACAACUACGUUGAUUUAGGGAAUGGAUUGGGGAUCAAUACGUACAAUAGAGGUCCACCUUCAUUCCCCAGCGAUUCAAGUGACGAAGAAGAAGAUGCAGAUGGCGGGUCCUUUUCGCAUCGACCAACUCACGACUCGCAAAAUAUGGCUAGCGUCAACGAGUACAUGGCCCAAUUAAUGGAAAGCCGUUCGGAGUCGAGUCACAGCAAACCAGCAGGGCUUUUCACCAACUACAGAAAGCAUUCCGAAUAA
Torulaspora delbrueckii is the source of this 2196-nucleotide messenger RNA. Its product is annotated as sugar porter family MFS transporter. Bases 1 to 2196 code for a protein of 731 amino acids. Lineage: Eukaryota; Fungi; Ascomycota; Saccharomycetes; Saccharomycetales; Saccharomycetaceae. The record is from RefSeq and is a predicted model, not a curated record. Gene Ontology annotation, molecular function: carbohydrate:proton symporter activity. The transcript has a single exon. Gene Ontology annotation, biological process: transmembrane transport; carbohydrate transport. Gene Ontology annotation, cellular component: membrane.